AUGACGACCUCUUCCGCUGUCGGGAAUCUUGGGCAUUCUAACCUGUUGGAGCUGGAACGUUGGCUAUUUGCCAAGACUUGGAACGACAGCAAAAAUGGGGAAUGCAACCUGAGAUCACAACAUGGGCAGAAAAUAGGGACUGGCGGCAAAGGCGAGGACAGGCCGACUGGAAAUGAGAGCCAAGCUAGUGAUGAUAUGCAACAAAGAUGUGAUGAGAACUCCAACCUAGUCGCUCUCACGGAACACGACAACCCUAAGAUCGUUGACGGCACUUGGAACAAUCAAUGUGCGGGAGCCCGUGGCCGCGGGGAUAGCGACGCUAGGAUCAGACUGGAAAGUUGCGUAGGAACCAAACUUCGCCAGGGCCGAGCUAUGACGAUAGGCGGGGUCUUUGGGGAUAGUGGGCCGGGCGUAGAGGAGGACCCGUCAGGGAGCAGAGGAUACAGUAGAUUCAUCUGCAGCAUCACCAAAAUGGAAACUGCUGCUGCGCAAAUUAUCGUCGUGCCACGUCUUGGAGAUCAGCGCGGCGUGCCUUACAAGAGCAUUGUAGCGGGAAAGGUUCCCAAUAUGAGAGCGUACCCAUUCCUGGUGCCAAAAAUGUUUCUUCACCAACAUAGGACAAAUGGCCCCGCAGUGACGAGCAUUUAG
Suillus clintonianus is the source of this 648-nucleotide messenger RNA. RefSeq lists its product as uncharacterized. The coding region runs from base 1 to 648 and encodes 215 amino acids. Lineage: Eukaryota; Fungi; Basidiomycota; Agaricomycetes; Boletales; Suillaceae. The record is from RefSeq and is a predicted model, not a curated record. The transcript has 8 exons.